Marchantia polymorpha subsp. ruderalis is the source of this 2789-nucleotide messenger RNA. NCBI's taxonomy places the organism in Eukaryota, Viridiplantae, Streptophyta, Marchantiopsida, Marchantiales, Marchantiaceae. The record is from the annotation of a GenBank genome assembly.
UCCCUCAUUCUCACAUCUGAGCAACUCCACUCCUCUCGCCUCUCUUCGCGGAGCUCUACUCCUGCCCCGCCCCUCUCCCUUUCACCUCGCCCCCGCUCUCUUUCUUCUUCUCUCCCUCCAUAUCAAGACGUAGACCGAACUGUGCGCGACAUUCCUGUAGAGGAAGUCGGUCCUGGGGUGGAAACAUACGGAGGGCGUUCAUCGAUACCCGGACCUGGACGUGAACGCGCCGCUUCAACCUGCUUUUAAGAAGCGAGUCGAGCAGCAAAUCUCUACAGCAGAUUUGCAGCCCACCUCUUAGGCCAGCGAGCUGUUCGAUAGGCCCCGGACCUCUCCCCUUCCCCCGCCUUGCAUAUUUUAGCCCAUCUCCUUCCUCUCCUCCCUGGACUGAUCUGAAUCCGCAGCGAGUGAGCAAGACGCGAAGAGAAGAGCAAGACGAGAAGAGAGCUGUGCAGUGCAGUGCAGCGCAAGUGCCACUCGAGAGACAGACAGACUGACAUACCGACUGCUCGCGAACAUCCGUUCGCCACCACUUGGAGUGACAGCUUCUCAAACCGAGUAUUAGAGUCGUAGAAUUUCGAAACACGCCUGAAUUCAUGCUCCGCGGUCCAGGACCCGCAACCCUCUCGUAAAAUUUUCCUUCGCCCCUUCUCACCUCCGCUCACCUCUACCUUUCCUUUCCUUUCCUUCCCUUCCAUUCUCUCUCUCUUCUCUCUCUCUCGCGUGUCUCUGCACAGGGCGACAACAAAUUAUUUGUUCUCCAAGUGCACAAUCUCUGACACCGAGUUGCGAGAAACGAUCUCGUGCGUGCGUGCGUGCUCGCCUGCCAGUCGCCAGUGGUCUGCCAGCGUCUCGUUAAAACAAGGCCCGCGCAGCGAGCAGUCGGGAGAUCUGAGCCUGCGAGGUCCGGGUCCAUCAUUCCAUGGCUCCAUCAGUGAAAGAUGGCGGUGUGGAGGUGGCCGUGAGGCGGCCCGACAAUGUGCACCAAAUUACGUCUCGGCUCUUCAAGGAUCCCGCGAGCCACCAGCUCCCGGAGCGCUACAAUUGGCCCGAUUACGAGAGGGUGGACCUAUGGACCCCGGCCGAAGAUGGCCAGCAGACGGUGCCUGUCAUCGACCUCGCGGGGCUGUCCAGCGGCGACCCGGACCUCGUCGACAAAUUAACCAAGGAGGUCGGGCGGGCCUGCGAGGAGUGGGGAUUUUUCCAGGUGGUGAACCACGGCGUUCCGGAUGCUGUAUGCGACGCCAUGCGCACGGCUGGCAUGAGUUUUUUGGACAUGCCUGUCGAGCUCAAAGAGCGCGCUACGGAUCCCGUCGGGAACUACUAUGGGUACGGCGGUAGAUACGAGAGAUUGAAGAGCAGAGUCCCAUGGAUGGAGUUCCUGGCUGCCAACAUUACCCCGGCCUGCGAAGCCGACCGCAUUAGACUCACGAUAUGGCCCGACGGGGACCCAGUGGGGCACGCUUUCCGCACGGCCGUGAAGGAGUACAGCGCGUCGCUGCAGAGCUUGUCAAUGCAGAUUCUGCAGCUGCUGGCGCGCAACAUCGGCCUGCCCGCGGACUAUUACUCCGACUUCUUCCGAGACUCGACGAAAUUCGACAGCUCCUGGAGAUUCAACCGGUACCCGCCGUGUCCGCCGCAAGCGGUGACCUUCGGGAUUGGCCCCCAUUCUGAUCCCAGCGUACUAGUAAUGCUGCAGCAGGACGAGGUGGGCGGCCUGCAAGUGCUCAAGGGCGAGACCUGGUACAGCGUGAACCCGACUCCGGGCGCAAUUAUCGUCAAUGUUGGUGACUGCUUGGAGGCAUGGAGUAAUGGGCGGUAUGAAAGCGCUGUUCACCAAGUCCUGCUUACGGAGAAGCAAAAGUGGCGCAUGUCGGUCAUAUAUGCGCUCAACCCUCCGAGCAACAUUCUCGUGUCGGCGCCCGAGGAGCUCGUGGACGAAGAACAUCCGAGAAAGUUUCGCGACUUCGCCUGGCCCGAUUAUAUCCACAACAUGAGAUCCAACCGGCAUAGAAUCAGGGAUAAGGUGGCCCUGGACUUCAUCACUAUAGGCGCCAAGAACAGAUGGGAGGAGUAGACGGGACCAUGUUGCAGGCCCUCGUAGAUUUUACGUCGUCGCUCCGGUCGGUCAGUGUGAAGUCCGCACCACCCCCAACACACACAUACACACAUACACACCACCCCCCACGCGGAUUUCUGCAGGAUGAUGUCUCUUCACAGAUGUUCGCCAGGCUCAUUUGCUAGCUAGCUUAAGCUUUUGCUACAAGAUUCGUGUGCAGCCAGUACGUAGCUAGUGACUAGUACUCGCUCUGCACUUCCUUCGUGGGCACGAAUGAGAAAGAGAGUGGGAAGUCGGAAGUGUGCCAAUCGAUACUCAAGAAGCUGUGCUCCAAGUCAGGAAGAAGAGGAGGGAGUAUGAUACCGAUCGUCACAAGGUUGGAAUAUAGCGGUUGAAUGAAAUGCAGUCGGUCCCAACAACAGUUUAUAUUCGCAUGAAGCGAUCGAGGACGCGGUCCACGCCGAGCAUAUAGAGAUCAGUGUGAGCUCUGGAUCUGCCCGCGACAUUGGUCGCCUCCUCGAACGCCCCGGAUGCCGGAUGCCGGAUGGGAUGGGCUUUAGGAAACGUACUUUAGUACAACUUGUCUGUGGAUAGAAGAAGAAGGCCGGAAUGGUUCCCAAUGUAAAGUGUACAAUGUCAAAUGUCAUGUACUUUGAGUUCUCGAUCCACGAUGCUCUUGGGACUCCAUGCUUACUGAGCCGAGCCUUAUUAAUCUAAAAUUUUUGUCUCG